AUGUACAACGUAAUGAUUUUUGAUCAUCUACCAAGAAGUUUUAGUUUUCGAGGACAGGCACCUCAGAGCUUUCUCCUUUCUUGCUUCGAAAUUCCGUUUCACUGCGUUUGCCAAGAACUAAGAUUUUUACGGAUUUUAAUUGCCUCUGUACCAUUUCCAACUAGUCCUCCGCUCUUUCAAACAGGAGUUCCAAAUUCAUAAAUUUCUCAGGUCGCCAUGAAACUCACUUAUUUUAACUGUCGUGGACUCGGCGAAAUGAUUCGGCUCCUGUUGACCGAUAAGCAGAUUCCUUUCGAGGAUGAGCGGUUCGGUUACGCAGAUUGGCCCUCCUACAAGCCAAAAAUGGUUUCACAGAGUUUUAUCAAACUUUGAAACAAAAAAAAAUGUUUAGCAAUUCGGCCAAGUUCCUUGCCUCUAUGUCGAGGACGAGCAAAUCGUUCAAACCGGAGCUAUCAUGCGUCAUUUGGGCCGUGCUUAUGGUUUUUAGAAUCUCAACAUGAAUUCAAAAAAGUUCUCCAAAAGGUCUCAACGGUCACAAUGAGCAAGAGACCACGUUCAUCGACAUGUUCUUCGAGGGAAUCCGCGACUUGCACACAAAAUACGCACAUCUCAUCUAUGGAGACUUUGUGCGUCUAGAAAAGAAAUGAUUCUAGUGGUUUUUUUGCUCUAGGAGAAUGGAAAGGAGCCCUUCAUCAAGGACGUGCUUCCCGUUGAGCUUGAAAAGCUGGAGAAGCUUUUCAAGACCUACAGCAACGGCGAGUUGUUCAUCGCCGGCCCCAAGGUUUGUCAAGAAGUCGGUAUAGAAUAAGAGUAUACAAAUUAAUUUUAAGGAGAGCUACGCCGAUUACGCUCUUUUCGAAGAGCUCGACGUUCUUCUCGUUCUGAGUCACUCGGCUCUUGAUCACUUCCCAGCUCUCAAGAGCUUCCAUGAGCGAUUUUCUCAGAGAUCUAAUCUUAAGGUUUGAUUCUAGAAAUAAAAUUAUACAAAAAGAUCAUGAGUUGAACUCACUGAUACGAACACCUAUACCCCUGUAAUAAAAAAACAAUUUUUUAAAAAAAUCCAGAAUUUUUGCAAAAUUGGUGAUAUCAUAUGGUUCUAGUGAUUUCCCCCGCUCGUUAGGAUGAGAAAAAGAUUGAAUAUCCUUUUAUUGGAUUAAAGUUGUCACUACAAGUUCUACACCUGAACACCUUGAGUACCUAUUUUUAAGCUUCUAAGGGUCCAAGUAACGAAAACCAUAAAACUUCAAUGCAUCGGCUCGUUUUAUUUUCGCUAUUCGUUCCAAGACCAUUUCUUUCAGGUCUACCUGUCCAAACGGGCUGCUCUGAACGUGCCAAUCAACGGCAACGGAAAAACAAUAGAAAAAAAGAAACUUUGA
Messenger RNA from Caenorhabditis auriculariae, 1376 nucleotides. Lineage: Eukaryota; Metazoa; Nematoda; Chromadorea; Rhabditida; Rhabditidae. The record is from the annotation of a GenBank genome assembly.